AAAUAGUAAGUUAAUUUUCAUAUGAAAAUGCACUAUUUUGGGGUUUGACCUUGAUGCCUCAUAAGUUCCACUAGGGUCAUUUUGGCAAAGGGUCUAUGUUCAAGGGACACAUUUGCAGUGUUGCCAUAGUAACAAAAGACCUUUGAACAAAGUACAGCCACGAAAAUCAUCAAUAUACACUAAAAAUGAAAUGUUUAUAACAUUUUAAAGCUCAAUUUUAAAUUUCUCUGCUACGAUCUUAAUUUGUUUCGUUUUUCACAACUACUUCAACAUUUACAUGCUUUCAGUUUUCCAGUCUUACUCGAUAUUUUUGGCCGCGCAAGCCUGGUAUUGAGUUCAACGUGACCAAUGUUCGAUGUCAAAACGCGUGUCCGCGUGCAUGGUUUCAUUCAAUCUGUUUCUAAAUUCUCAAGUAAAACAGCUUUUUGGCCGGAAGAGAUUAAUACGAUGUUCUGGACUUUUUCCUUAUGCCUUGUUCUUAAUAUAUGUACCUUAAAUGCCAACAUUGUGCCCCAUCAUAUCUCACAUCAUGGCAUACGAAGUGCCGAUGGUCUUUCAGCCGGCGAUUUCGCAGAUCAGUUGUUCAAGAAAUAUGGCAACAACGCUGGGAAAAUUAGCUUGGACAAGUUUGGAAAUCUCUUGAAAAAUUUGGGAAUUGGUGAAAAUGUGACUAAAAACAUUGGAUCUGUUGAAAACAACUGUUUUACAGGUUCAAGUUUACUGAGAAUAUUUUCUCUCAAUGCAACUGGUAUUGAUAAAGCCAGCUUUCAAACUGUCUGCCCUGCGAUUGUGCAACAAAUUGACAGUACGGCAUGUAAAGAUGAUGAAAACAAAGAUCCUGUUGAAACUAAGGAAUCUAAAAUGAAAGCAUGGGGUUAUGGCUUUCUAUCAGUAGGCAUUAUAAGCGCUGCUUCGUUGCUUGGAGCCUUUGUCGUCCCAUUUAUGAGCCAUACCUUUUAUAAAAAGCUUCUGUUGUUCAUGGUAUCUCUGGCUGUGGGUGUUUUGGGUGGCAGCGGGAUUUUUCAUCUUUUACCAAAUACUUUUGGCUUGGCUGAUUCCAGUGAUGUGUCYUUCCUGUAUAAGUCUGCYGUAGUUGUUGGUGGAAUCUACUUUUUCUUUCUUCUCGAAUACACUAUGAAACUUUACAUAAGACAUAAGGAAGGUAUCGUGAGUGAGGGCAAUGGACAUGGUCACUCUCAUGGAUUAAAAUCCAUGCAAAAUGGUAAAAGUGAAAUCCCAGGACAAGGCAUUGCAGUCGCACAGCUAGAACUCUAUAAAUACAARGGAGACCCUAAACAUGACCACACGUCAGGAGGACUUAUAAUCGACAGCAAACUAAAUCGCAAACCAGAUGCAAACGUCAUCAGCGGAGUUUGCUCUCAAACUACAACAUUCUCAAACUCCGUUUCAGAGGAGUCUAUCACCAUCAAGGAACCAAAUAAGGAGGAACAUAACAAAGAAAAGCAGCAUAUUGCUCCUGUUGCAUGGAUGAUUGUUAUAGGAGAUGCUGUACAUAAUUUUAUUGAUGGUCUAGCCAUAGGUGCAGCAUAUUCUACUUCUGUGUACAGUGGUCUAAGUACAGCUUUGGCUAUAUUCUGUGAGGAGUUACCACAUGAACUUGGUGACUUUGCUGUUUUGCUAAAUGGUGGCAUGACUUACAAACAAGCUAUGUGUUUCAACUUUUUCUCAGCCUGCUCAUGUUUUCUUGGACUUGUUAUUGGCUUGUUGCUAGGCUACUCGACAUCAGCAGUUAAAUGGAUUUAUGCACUUGCUGGGGGGAUGUUUCUUUAUAUAUCAUUAGUUGACAUGUUACAAGAAGCGACAGAGAUGUCAUUCAAGGAAGGUGCAGGCUCUUUAGGAAAGAGUAUAAAAAUGUUUGCUUUACAAGGCUUUGGCAUGCUAUUUGGGUUUGCAGUAAUGUUCAUUUUAGCUAUGUAUCAAAACAAUAUCAGUAUAUAGUGAAUUUGGCCUGGCAUACAACAAAAUGGGGACCAGUUUUCAGUUCUUUUUAAUUUUUAACUUUUAAGAUACAUACAAAGAGUGCAAACACUGAAAGCAUGGAAAAGGUAUUAACAUAAAUAUACAGUGUUAUUAGGAAUUCGAAUUUAUGAAUUCAAUAGUAAUUAGCAUUAGUUUUAAAACCAUUUUAUGGUUUUAUUGUUUGCACUUUCUGACUUUAAGAAAGAAUUUAAUKACUAGUUUUGACGUCAGUUUUAAUGAUUAAAUAUUUAAAUAAAUUAUUUGUAAUUAUUCCUAAGAUUAAAUCAUCAUUUUGAUGUUUUCAAGACCUGAUUUCACAAGUCCCAGUUCACUCUCAGUAACGUUGUUGUUUUGUUCAUUAAGUAGCAAUGAGCAAAGCAGAAACUGAAAACUGGGAUAUUUUAAGAUUUGGUGGAAACUAGAAGUAAACUAGUGAGAUGCGUCGGUGUUUCUAAAGAAACAGUUGUGUAUAAAAAGAUAAAUUUAACAUCGCAAAUCGUGAAAAAAGGUGAAACAACUUACUGAAUAGAUGUUUCCGAUGUUGAUCCUUUGUCGGAGUAAAGAGACAAAAAACGUCAGUAAGCUGUUAAAUUUAUCUUUCUACACAACUAUUUUGAUUUCUAUGGUCAAAAGGAGUUAGGCUUUCAACUUCUUGGUUCUAGCAUUUUACAGCAAUAUCUUGGGGGUCAGAAAUUAUUUCAAAAAUCAAAAUCAUCCAAAUUUUCCAGAAAACUACAAAAAUCUACUGAUUUGCAAACAAUUUGAUGAAAAUCAAUGUAAAUUGCCCACAUAUGACACACUAUUUUUACAGCAUCUUUCAUGAAUUUGUGAAGUUUAAAAGCAAUUAUUCAUUCAUGAGUUUAAUGUACCAUGUUGGCAUCAUUCGUGAUUUAAUAAUGAUUACUAUAAAAAAUAGUUUUGAAUUUUAUAAUAAGAUUUAAAAAGUGUGAUUGCACAUGAAAAAAAUUAUGGAAAAAAAAAACAAAAAAAAAUAUUAUAGAAAAGCAUCCAGUUUUGCUCAGCAUUUUAUGAUUUAACUUUGCACGUGUGUAAUUUGGGUUUCCUUUGUUGAAGUGACAGACUUACUUACGUAGUGAUUUUUCCUUUGUAAGUGUACAGGUGCCACAAAAACGCUAUUUAAUAAUACUUUUAAAAUAAUACUUAAGUUAUAUUAACAUUUUUAAUGCACUGUAUUACCAUACUACAUAGUUACACAGAUAUUCAAUAUAAGGUAGAGUUUUAAUAUUUUGCGCAUGGGCCAUUUACUCGCACAGGGUAAAUACAUAAUUAUUAUAAUGUAAAGUCCAUUUUAUGUGAAAUUUAAUCUUCAUCUUUAAGGCAGAGAACUAAAAAAACUCUUUAGUCUCUUAGAUAGAUUUGCUCCCUGAAAGAUGAAGUUCAUAGAGUCCAAAACAAAGAAAACUGAUCAUUUUCAAUCGAAUUGAAAGCUCUAUCCUUAUCUAUCCAUUACAAAGUCUCAAUUGAGCAGAAAUUUAGAAUAUAAAGGUAUUAAUAACAGUUCAUAUCAAAAUAUAUGACAAAUACUAACGAUUUUAAUACGGCGUUAUUUAUUGUUGAUAUUAAUAUUUUAAUGAUGAUAUUAAAUAUUUUAAUCUGUUUUUAAGGUUAAAAGACUUAUUAUUUUAACUAUAAAUUUUAAAAUGUUUUAUUGUGAUUGAAUUUAUCACAUAAUUAUCUAUAGAAUUCCAUCCUAUACUUCUCCAUAUUACUUAAAGUUGUUAUUUUCCCUACUAGUGAGGUUUCUCUAUCUAAUGGAAGUAAGAAAAAAUGGUAUUUUACGUCACAAUUUGCUUUCAUAUGUAAUUAUAUGAUAAAGAGAAUAUUACAUGGACCACUUAAAGAUAUGAAUUUUAUCUUCUCUUGUUGAAAAUCUCUCACUUGUUUUUGUUACACUCACUCAUGAGAGAUUAUCCUCAAGUCUCACAGAUUAUAAACGCUACUUAGUUUAUACUUUUCCACUCACAUUAGUCUCCUUCAUAGCCUCCCCUUUUAUUGGGCUUCCUGUCUCUCCCAAACAGGCAGCCCAACAAUGGGUAAGCUCCAAAGGAGACUACACUCACAUCUUGUCCUUAGUUACUCUCUUACAACUCCAUAUUUAUCUGAUUGAAUAUAACAUACAAAUUAUUGUGAAAAUAUCAUAGUGUGUUAUUUUAGUGUGUUAAUAAAAUUAUUGUUAUUAUUGU
Exaiptasia diaphana is the source of this 4184-nucleotide messenger RNA. Its product is annotated as zinc transporter ZIP14. The record is from RefSeq and is a predicted model, not a curated record. The transcript has 7 exons. Gene Ontology annotation, molecular function: zinc ion transmembrane transporter activity. Gene Ontology annotation, cellular component: membrane. The coding region runs from base 349 to 1959 and encodes 536 amino acids. Lineage: Eukaryota; Metazoa; Cnidaria; Anthozoa; Actiniaria; Aiptasiidae. Gene Ontology annotation, biological process: zinc ion import across plasma membrane; intracellular zinc ion homeostasis.